AUGUUGAGCAUGGACGCCACCAUGGGAAGCAUCGCCCCAACGGGCCUCAAGGGCAAGUUGGCCGCCCUGGAGGACUUCAUCUCCAUGCAGAACGAAGAGCUGGCGGCGCAGCGGCAGGAAAUCGAAAGCCUGCGCGGGGACAAAGCUGGCAUCGAGGAGCACUACCAGGGACAACUGCAAGAGCUCAAGAAGACCAUGGUCGGCGACGUCCAACGCCUGCAGGACGAAGUCAAAAGGCACUUUGCCCAACACAAGGCGGAGAACGCCCGCCUUCAGCAGCAGAUCACAACCCUGAAGGGGGAGAAGACGUCCCUGCAGCAGCAGAUCCUGGGGCUCCAGCGCCGCAUCCAAGAGAUCGAGGAGCAGGUUGGUGCAGACUGA
Molecule: messenger RNA, 381 nt
Organism: Effrenium voratum
Lineage: Eukaryota; Dinophyceae; Suessiales; Symbiodiniaceae
Source: the annotation of a GenBank genome assembly